Apodemus sylvaticus (European woodmouse) is the source of this 435-nucleotide messenger RNA. RefSeq names its product tachykinin precursor 4 (gene Tac4). The transcript is spliced from 4 exons. Bases 1 to 390 code for a protein of 129 amino acids. The record is from RefSeq and is a predicted model, not a curated record. Lineage: Eukaryota; Metazoa; Chordata; Mammalia; Rodentia; Muridae.
AUGCUGCCUCUCCUUGCCUUGUCUCUCCUGCUUGGGCCGUCAGUGUGCACUACUACAGCAGGAGACAGAGAGGAACUGGCUUUUGGUGCAGAAGCAGAGUCCUGGGUCACCGUGAACCUGAAGGGAAUCCCCGUCCCCAGCAUUGAACUUCAGCUUCAGGAUUUGAAGAGAAGCAGGACUCGCCAGUUCUAUGGUCUGAUGGGGAAGCGGGUGGAGGGGUAUCAGCUGGGACGCAUAGUGCAGGACCUCCUUGGCACGAGAGGUUUGUCCAUAGAAGGAACCUGCAGACAGGAGACAAAUCACCAGAGUGCAGAGCCCAGAGCAGUGGCCAGGAAAAGCCUCCAGAGUCAAGAGGAAGACCAGGCUCCCCUACCCACCAGCAACGUGUAGCAUUCUCCCUGGGCACAGAAGAGGACGGCCAGAGGUCAGAGAGAG